Molecule: messenger RNA, 1317 nt
Organism: Branchiostoma belcheri (Belcher's lancelet)
Lineage: Eukaryota; Metazoa; Chordata; Leptocardii; Amphioxiformes; Branchiostomatidae
Product: repressed by EFG1 protein 1-like
Exons: 8
Coding region: 145-1206 (353 amino acids)
Source: RefSeq, a predicted model, not a curated record
AUUGGUUGCUGUCUGCGGCCUUGACCCUUGCGUCACAGUAGCGUGUGAGCGUUAGUGCGUACACACCCACUGACCCAGCUAUCAUUAUAUUCUAAACUCCUGUUUAACCAGCAGUGGUGAAACCAGCCAAGUCUAGAGUCAGCUAUGCCGUCCGCGAAGUCGUUGCUAGGCGAGAGAGAGUACAACGCGUUCCGGGACGAGUGUCUGUCCGUGCACAACCAGUACCGAUCCCGACACGGAGCCCAGCCGCUCAAGAUCAGCAGUCAGCUCUGCCAGUCUGCACAGGAGUGGGCGGAGCAGCUCGCACAGACCGGUAAGUUGGAGUACAACCCCGACAGCCCGCAUGGCCAGAACCUCGGCAUGAAGCCGGCGGGAGGGAAGACUCCCCUGUCCGGCAAGUCCCUGUGUACCGCCUGGUACGAGGAGAAGAACAAGUACGACUUUACCAAGAACGGACAUCAGGAAGGAACAGCCCAUUUCACACAGGUGGUCUGGAGGGACAGCCGUGAGCUGGGACUGGGAAUGGCGAAGGACGCCGGAGGGAACAUUAUCGUGGUGGUCAACUACUCACCCCCGGGUAACAUCAUGGGCAAGUUCCAGGAGAACGUCUCGUCGGAAAGUAGUGGGAGGAAUCCCUCAGUAGCUGGGGGUAACAAACCCGCGACUGGUCGGACGGCGGCGGACGGGAAGCCGAGUCAGGCUGCCUCGGAUGACGAAGACGACACGGACUGGACCAACGAGAAAGUCAAGGAAGCUGAGGCGAACUUUGUUGAACAGCUGAUCGAGCGGCAGAACUACUACCGGGCCAAACAUGGCUGUGACCCCGUGACCCUGAACCCCGUCCCUCUGACCGAGCAUGCGCAGAUGUGGGCAGAAACGAUGGCAAAAGACCGGCAGCUGAAGCACAGCGGGAACCACGAGUACGGAGAGAACAUCGGCUACAAGUACAGCAAGAGGGGCCGACCGACGAAGGCGGCCGAGGUUGUGGACAUGUGGUACGACGAGAUCAACCACUACAAUUUUGACCAAGGUGGACACCAGGAAGGAACAGGACACUUCACCCAGCUGGUGUGGAAGUCUGCCCGUGAGGUGGGGGUGGGCUGGGCGAAGGACGACACCCGCACCAGGACUUACGUCACCGCCAACUACCUCCCCGUGGGCAACAAGUUGGACGAGUUCGCUGAAAACGUCUUCAAGCCAUUGUAGAAUUUUUGUACAAUGUGUUUUACUCUGUAUGAUUGGUCAUCUCAACCACGCAGGCCUGUUAGCCUGGAGUCCAGCCGUGUCAGCUUUAGUCCACUCCCCAAGAUCCGCUAC